GGAGGGGUCGGGACGCGGCGCGGUGCGGUGCGGGCGGCUCCGGGCCCAGGUGAAUGGAGUAACCUGACAGCGGGAACGAGGCGACGGCGAGCGGCAGGAAAUGGCGGCGGCGGCGGCGGCGCCGGGCGGCACCGGGAGGCCUGGGCUGUGACGCGCGCGCCGGAGCGGGGUCCGAUGGUUCUGGAAGGCCCGCGGCGCCCAGUGCUGCAGAGAUCGUGCUUGGAGCUCUGGAGGAAACCUUCUGUAGUUAGUGCACUGGAGGCUCAAGGUUCCACACACUGCAGCAGGAGAAGGGAAUUCUGAAACACAAAGGAAAAGGGAUUUCUUCUGAUUUCAACAGGUUACCUAGGGUAUGCAUAAAUACAGACUUGGAAACUGAAAGAACUUAGAGUCAGCAUUUCGAGAGCUGAAGCUUGGGCAUGCUGUGAUUUUCCAAUAAGCUAUCACAAUGUCAGAAUGCAGUUCAGACAGCAGCAACACAGCGCUCGCAGACAUUAAAACGUAAGCUGUGCUAGAACAAAAUGCAAUGAAAGAAACACUGGAUGAAUGAAAAGCCCUGCUUUGCAGCCCCUCAGCAUGGCAGGCCUGCAGCUCAUGACCCCUGCUUCCUCACCAAUGGGUCCUUUCUUUGGACUGCCAUGGCAACAAGAAGCAAUUCAUGAUAACAUUUAUACGCCAAGAAAAUACCAGGUUGAGCUGCUGGAAGCAGCUCUGGACCACAACACCAUUGUGUGCUUGAACACUGGCUCAGGGAAGACGUUCAUCGCCGUCCUGCUCACCAAAGAGCUGGCCCACCAGAUCAGGGGCGACCUCAGUCCGCAUGCAAAAAGGACUGUGUUCCUCGUCAACUCUGCAAACCAGGUUGCUCAACAAGUGUCAGCUGUCAGAACUCACUCAGAUCUCAAGGUUGGGGAGUACUCAAACCUCGAAGUGAAUGCAUCUUGGACAAAAGAGAGAUGGAGCCAAGAGUUUACUAAGCACCAGGUUCUCAUUAUGACUUGCUAUGUCGCCUUGAAUGUUUUGAAAAAUGGUUACUUAUCACUGUCAGACAUUAACCUUUUGGUGUUUGAUGAGUGUCAUCUUGCAAUUCUAGACCACCCCUAUCGUGAAAUUAUGAAGCUCUGUGACAGUUGUCCAUCAUGCCCUCGAAUUUUGGGACUAACUGCUUCCAUUUUAAAUGGGAAAUGUGACCCAGACGAAUUGGAAGAAAAGAUUCAGAAACUGGAAAAGAUUCUCAAGAGUGGCGCUGAGACCGCAACUGACCUGGUGGUCCUGGACAGAUACACUUCUCAGCCUUGUGAGAUUGUGGUGGAUUGCGGACCAUUUACUGACAGAAGUGGGCUUUAUGAAAGACUGCUGAUGGAGUUAGAAGAAGCACUUGACUUUAUCAAUGACUGUAAUGUAUCUGUACAUUCAAAGGAAAGAGAUUCUACUUUGAUUUCCAAACAAAUCCUCUCAGACUGCCGUGCAGUGCUGGUCGUCCUGGGACCCUGGUGUGCAGAUAAAGUAGCGGGGAUGAUGGUAAGAGAACUUCAGAAGUACAUCAAACAUGAGCAAGAGGAGCUACACAGGAAGUUCUUAUUGUUUACAGACACUCUGCUAAGGAAAAUACAUGCACUGUGUGAAGAGUACUUCUCCCCUGCCUCACUUGACCUGAAGUAUGUAACUCCCAAAGUCAUGAAACUGCUCGAGAUCCUGCGCAAAUACAAGCCCUAUGAGCGACAGCAGUUCGAAAGUGUUGAGUGGUACAAUAACAGGAAUCAGGAUAAUUAUGUGUCCUGGAGUGAUUCUGAGGACGAUGACGAUGAUGAAGAAAUUGAAGAAAAAGAAAAGCCAGAGACAAAUUUUCCUUCUCCAUUUACCAAUAUUUUAUGUGGAAUUAUUUUUGUGGAAAGAAGAUACACAGCAGUUGUCCUAAACAGAUUGAUAAAGGAAGCUGGCAAACAAGAUCCAGAGCUGGCUUAUAUCAGCAGCAACUUUAUAACUGGGCAUGGCAUUGGAAAGAACCAGCCUCGCAGCAAGCAGAUGGAGGCGGAGUUCAGAAAGCAAGAGGAGGUACUUAGGAAAUUUCGAGCACAUGAGACCAACCUGCUCAUUGCAACAAGUGUUGUAGAAGAGGGUGUGGACAUUCCCAAGUGCAAUUUGGUGGUUCGUUUUGAUUUGCCCACAGAGUAUCGUUCUUACGUUCAGUCUAAAGGACGGGCACGAGCACCGAUCUCUAAUUAUGUAAUGUUAGCAGACACAGACAAAAUAAAGAGCUUUGAAGAAGACCUCAAGACCUACAAAGCUAUAGAAAAGAUCUUAAGAAACAAGUGUUCAAAGUCAGUGGAUGGUGCUGAGGCUGACGUCCAUGCUGUUGUAGAUGAUGAUGAUGUUUUCCCGCCAUAUGUACUGAGGCCUGAUGAUGGGGGUCCUCGAGUCACAAUCAACACUGCCAUUGGACACAUCAACAGAUAUUGUGCUCGAUUACCAAGUGAUCCGUUUACGCAUCUAGCUCCCAAAUGUAGAACCCGAGAAUUGCCUGAUGGUACAUUUUAUUCAACUCUUUAUCUUCCGAUUAACUCACCUCUUCGAGCCUCCAUUGUUGGUCCACCGAUGGGCUGUGUACGGCUGGCUGAGAGAGUGGUAGCUCUCAUCUGCUGUGAAAAACUGCACAAAAUUGGUGAACUGGAUGAACAUUUGAUGCCAGUUGGGAAAGAGACUGUUAAGUAUGAAGAAGAACUUGACUUACAUGAUGAAGAGGAGACCAGCGUUCCAGGGAGACCAGGAUCCACAAAACGAAGGCAGUGCUACCCCAAAGCAAUUCCAGAGUGCUUGAGGGAGAGUUACCCCAAACCCGAUCAACCCUGUUACCUGUAUGUGAUAGGAAUGGUCUUAACCACCCCCCUUCCUGAUGAGCUCAACUUCAGGCGGCGGAAGCUCUACCCUCCUGAGGACACCACCAGAUGCUUUGGGAUCCUGACAGCCAAACCCAUACCUCAGAUCCCUCACUUUCCUGUGUAUACUCGCUCUGGAGAGGUCACCAUAUCCAUCGAGCUGAAGAAGUCUGGUUUCACACUGUCUCAACAAAUGCUUGAGCUGGUUACGAGACUGCACCAGUACAUAUUCUCACACAUUCUCCGGCUCGAGAAGCCUGCCCUGGAGUUUCAACCCGCGGGCGCUGAGUCAGCGUACUGUGUUCUACCUCUUAACGUCGUUAAUGACUCCAGCACUUUGGACAUUGACUUUAAAUUCAUGGAGGAUAUUGAGAAGUCUGAAGCUCGUAUAGGCAUUCCCAGCACUAAGUAUUCAAAGGAAACACCGUUUGUUUUUAAGUUAGAAGAUUACCAAGAUGCAGUUAUCAUUCCAAGAUACCGCAAUUUUGAUCAGCCUCAUCGAUUUUAUGUAGCUGAUGUGUAUACUGAUCUUACCCCACUCAGUAAAUUUCCUUCCCCUGAAUAUGAAACUUUUGCAGAAUAUUAUAAAACAAAGUAUAACCUUGACCUGACCAAUCUCAACCAGCCACUGCUGGAUGUUGACCACACAUCUUCCAGACUGAACCUUCUAACCCCUCGGCAUUUGAAUCAGAAGGGGAAAGCACUUCCUCUAAGCAGUGCUGAAAAGAGGAAAGCCAAAUGGGAAAGUCUGCAGAACAAACAGAUACUGGUUCCGGAACUCUGUGCUAUACAUCCAAUCCCAGCAUCACUGUGGAGAAAAGCAGUUUGUCUCCCCAGCAUACUGUAUCGCCUUCACUGCCUUCUGACUGCGGAGGAGCUCAGAGCUCAGACAGCCAGCGAUGCUGGCGUAGGAGUCAGAUCACUUCCGGCCGAUUUUAGAUACCCUAACUUAGACUUCGGGUGGAAAAAGUCUAUUGAUAGCAAGUCUUUCAUCUCAACCUGUAACUCCUCGUUGGCUGAGAGUGAUAAUUACUGUAAGCACAGCACAACUGUAGUCCCUGAAAAUGCUGCACAUCAAGGUGCUACUAGACCCUCCUUAGAAAACCAUGACCAAAUGUCUGUGAACUGCAAAAGGUUGCCCGCCGAGUCACCUGCUAAGCUCCAAAGUGAGGUUUCAGUGGAUCUUACAGCAAUCAAUGGUCUUUCUUACAAUAAAAGCCUUGCCAAUGGCAGUUAUGAUUUAGUUAACAGAGACUUUUGCCAAGGAAAUCAGCUGACUUACUUCAAGCAGGAAAUACCUGUACAACCAACUACCUCAUAUCCCAUUCAGAAUUUAUACAAUUAUGAGAACCAGCCCACGCCCAGCAAUGAAUGUCCUCUACUGAGUAAUAAGUACCUUGAUGGGAACGCUAACACAUCUACCUCAGACGGAAGCCCCGCAGGGUCCCCAAGGCCUGCCAUGAUGACUGCUGUUGAAGCACUGGAGGGCAGGACAGACUCUGAGCAGAGCCCUUCUGUGGGGCACUCCUCAAGGACUCUCGGCCCCAACCCAGGACUGAUUCUUCAGGCUUUGACACUGUCGAACGCUAGCGAUGGGUUUAACCUAGAGCGGCUUGAGAUGCUUGGCGACUCCUUCUUAAAGCACGCUAUCACCACGUAUCUGUUUUGCACAUACCCUGAUGCUCAUGAGGGCCGCCUUUCAUAUAUGAGAAGCAAAAAGGUCAGCAACUGUAACCUGUACCGCCUUGGCAAGAAGCAGGGACUGCCCAGCCGCAUGGUGGUGUCGAUAUUUGAUCCUCCUGUGAAUUGGCUUCCUCCUGGUUAUGUGGUAAACCAAGACAAAAGUAACUCAGAGAAAUGGGAAAAGGAUGAAAUGACAAAAGACUGCUUGCUGGCUAAUGGCAAACUGGGUGAGGACUGUGAGGAGGAGGAGGAGGAGGAGCUGGCGUGGAGGGCUCCCAAGGAGGAGGCUGAGUAUGAAGACGACCUCCUGGAGUAUGACCAGGAGCACAUUCAGUUUAUAGACAGCAUGCUAAUGGGCUCAGGGGCCUUUGUGAAGAAAAUCCCUCUUUCCCCCUUUUCCACCUCUGAUUCUGCAUAUGAAUGGAAAAUGCCCAAAAAGGCCUCCCUGGGCAGUGUGCCGUUUUCCUCAGACCUUGAGGAUUUUGAUUACAGCUCUUGGGAUGCAAUGUGCUAUCUGGAUCCUAGCAAAGCCGUUGAAGAGGAUGACUUUGUGGUAGGUUUCUGGAAUCCAUCAGAAGAAAACUGUGGCGUGGACACAGGGAAGCAGUCCAUUUCUUACGACUUGCACACUGAGCAGUGCAUCGCGGACAAGAGCAUAGCGGACUGCGUGGAGGCCCUGCUGGGCUGUUACUUAACCAGCUGUGGUGAGAGGGCUGCUCAGCUCUUCCUCUGCUCGCUGGGGCUGAAGGUGCUCCCAGUCAUCAAAAGGACCAGCCGGGACAAGGCCUCGUACCCUGCUCAGGAGAACUCAAGCAGCCAACAGAAGAGCCCUUCAGGGAGCUGUGCUGCUGCAGUCAGUCCCCGCUCCUCUGCAGGGAAAGACUUGGAGUAUGGCUGCUUGAAGAUCCCGCCAAGGUGUAUGUUUGACCAUCCAGAUGCAGAGAAAACCCUGAACCACCUCAUAUCUGGGUUUGAAAAUUUUGAAAAGAAAAUCAACUACAUAUUCAAGAAUAAGGCUUACCUUCUGCAGGCUUUUACACAUGCCUCCUACCACUACAACACUAUUACUGAUUGUUACCAGCGCUUAGAAUUCCUGGGAGAUGCGAUUUUGGACUACCUCAUAACCAAGCACCUUUAUGAAGACCCACGGCAGCAUUCUCCAGGGGUCCUGACUGACCUGCGCUCUGCCCUGGUCAAUAACACCAUCUUUGCGUCGCUGGCUGUGAAGUAUGACUACCACAAGUACUUUAAAGCCGUCUCUCCUGAGCUCUUCCACGUCAUUGAUGACUUCGUGCAGUUUCAGCUGGAGAAGAACGAGAUGCAAGGAAUGGACUCUGAGCUUAGGAGAUCCGAGGAGGAUGAGGAGAAAGAAGAGGAUAUUGAAGUCCCCAAGGCCAUGGGAGACAUUUUUGAGUCUCUUGCUGGUGCCAUUUAUAUGGACAGUGGGAUGUCCCUGGAGGUGGUCUGGCAGGUGUACUAUCCGAUGAUGCGGCCUCUAAUAGAAAAGUUUUCUGCAAAUGUGCCUCGUUCUCCGGUAAGAGAAUUGCUUGAGAUGGAACCAGAAACUGCCAAGUUUAGCCCAGCGGAGAGAACUUACGAUGGGAAGGUCAGAGUCACCGUGGAAGUGGUGGGAAAGGGGAAGUUUAAAGGUGUCGGCCGGAGCUACAGGAUCGCAAAGUCUGCUGCAGCACGAAGAGCCCUCCGCAGCCUCAAAGCUAACCAGCCUCUGGUUCCUAACAGCUGAAGCUUCCAGACUCACAGGCGGCAAGGCAGUGACCAGAACCAUAGCAGCACACCACAAAGGAUGACUCAAGCCGACACAGAGCAGAAAGAUUGACGGCAGAACUUAAAGUUUGAUAAUGAGAUAGAUAACAGAAUAAAACCUUUAAUAUGUGUAUAAACUCUUUGGAACUAAUUGUAGCUUUAGUUUUUGCGCAGACACAAUCUUGUCUUCUUUAUCCACCCUGCUUUGUUUAGUCACAGGAGCGCUUUGAUGCUGGUGUUUAUUGGCGAGUUUUUAAAUCACUUUGACAGGUUUCUGGGUUUUUAUUUGUUUGUUUUUGUUUUCACAUUUCAUUUCUGUUGACUUGACUUGGCUUGGUGUUAGAGAUCAUGGAGCUUAACCCUCUGACAGUCCCUAGAGCUCGGGGGUCCUGACCCUGCGGUUCCUCCACACCAGUGCCUGUUUGCUGCAGUUGUCAAGCCCAGCAAAGCAGAACAGUUUGCAAAGGAAGCUCUGGUGUUGUGGAGGGCAGUGGAGGAAGGGGCGGGGCAGCCCCCUGUCGCUGUGGCACAUAGUAGUAAGGGACAGACUUGGAGUCAGUGUUGGCCAUCGAUGAGUCGAGGCCAGGUUUUCAGAGGUCACGUAGUGCUGCAGAGGGCUCUUGCCUUAAAAGUACGGGCCUGAUAGUUUGCUUUCUUAUCUUGCCUUCCCGGGUUAUGCAUUGGAUGAGAUGGGUGGCAGCUCACCAGAGCACCUGCACCAGAAUUACUGCAGUAGGAUUUCUGUUGCGUGUCCUGAAAACAUUCGAAAACCCGGCGUGAGUAGAUGGAGUUUUAAAGCACCAUUAUAGACAGGAUAUGUGGCUAGAUGCCCAGUUUUCCUCAGAACUUUCUGCCAGGGGUCCCAGUGGUGGAAGUGCUUGCCCAGUCGACCAUUGUUCAUUGACAAAAUGAGCCUGAGAUGCAGUCCGCCUAGAUAGACAUGCCGCAGGUUUGUACUGGAGCACGUCCUGGCAGUGUUGCCAGAGUCACCCAUGCUGGGCCGUCAGUCUCAUGGGGUCAGCAUUGAGGCAGACUGCCAGGACUGACUCGUCUGGGGUGGAAGUCGUGAGUUUAGAUAAACUAGGUCCUUAGUUCAUCUCAGAAUCAGAGAAACUAAAGCUGUUUAGGCAUUUGCUGAAGCGCCUGGACCGGGCUUGUGGGCCCUCUUCACUUACACACCUCAGUCCCCUCCCUUUGCGUGCAUUUUCCCGUUGGUGCUAUGUUUAUGUAUCAUGCUUGAAGUUUAAUUUUUUGCACUGUGACUAUAAUACCUCUUAAUUUACAUUUUAAAAUGCUAUAUGGGUUGCUCAUGCCCUCCCACCGACAUACAGGAGAGUUUUGCUGCAUUUAGCCCUAUUACGCUUGAAGUUUCAGCACGCUGAGCCAGGGUGGCUCGUGCUUCCCACACGUCUUCUGAGGCUGAUGCUUCAUGCAAUGCUGCACUUAGGUUCCAGUCACCUUUGGCUUCACUGCACCAUCCGCUCGAGAGAGACGCCGUGUGCGCUGAGCACUCGGGCUGUCAGGUACCCCACGUGAAGGGGGGGAGAGUGAGCUUCUCCAAGGAUUACGUAAUUGCCCAUCUGAAAAUCGGGAUCUGAAUUAGUGUUUGGUGAAAUCAAUUUGGCUGACUCAUCUUAAAUAUUUAAUUCUAACUUGAAAUUGUAGUUGUCUAUUUGAUUUAGAACAUCCCUCUCCCCCAUGCACACACACACACACACACACACACACACACACACACACACACACACCCCUACAUACAAACACACCCCCCCCACACACACACACACAAACCUUAAUGCAAGACAUCAUAGCAUGUGCAAACCAGGUGAUCUUUUGAAUGUUGUAGCUAUAAUUUGUACAGUGAGAUAGUAAGGUAGGGUGGGAUUGUGGGAGGUGGAAUUUGUUGUCCUAUUACCGUCUCUUGGUAAUUUAUAAACUACCUGAUUCUCUGCAUUGUGAUUUGUGCAUUUAUGUCCUGGGGUGCUCUGGCAUCCUGGCACCAAAAUCAGACUGUUUUACAGUUCCAUUCCUGGUGGAAGAAAAUGCCUCAAUAUAUUUUGUAACCAUAAGGAGAGUAUUUUUUUGUUAAUAUUAAAAAGAUCAGAAUUGGAUAUGCUUAGAUCAUCCAUUCUCAGGGCUCAAAUUUUAUGCCACUAUUCAGAAUGUUGUAUCAGUAGCAAACUUGGGCUGUUUUUCCUUUUAUCCCCCCGUACCCGCCUCUUUUUGGUUGUUGUUUGAUAAAAGUACCUGAAAAUUAAUUUGACCCACAGUUUGAAUCAUACUGUGAUUUACCCAGAGACCAAGUUGGGGAAUCAGAAGUACGAUGACGAGUUAGACACACGCGAAGAUCAGGAAUGCAUUUGUGUUGGGGAGUUGUCCCCAGGCUCUCACUGGUUGAAAGACUGCAUUUUAGAGAAAAGUUGUUCUGUUCCCUCCCGUGAUGACUUCGUGUGCCUCCCCUGCCAGUGUAGCAGGAGGAGGAGAAGCCAGCCAGCGGCUGUGAGGACGAGGUGGGCCGCUGCACAGAUGCUGUGGCUGUGCGUGAGCUCCUGGGGUGCUGCAGUACUGGGACACCCCCUGUGGCCCCUUGGCAAUCCCAGCCGUACAGAGGGAGGGAGGGAGGCCCUGUCUUCUGUUGGGUUGUGUCCAUGAAGCAUGGGCUGGCCAGUGUUCCAGAGGGGAGGCCUGUGGUUCUGACUUGACAACAUACGGGGAUGCCUACAGCUUGUCACACACUUGCACACUUUAGCUAUUAUUAUUACUUUGUCUGUGGCAUUUUCUUCUGUCUGUAAAGUGAAAGCACGGCAGAAAUGUGUUGACUGAACACUUAAUUAUGCUUUUUAAAUGUUUUGGUUACGUUUCUUUUUUCAUUUAUAUUAUAUGAAAUGAUUAAAUUUAGAAUAACCUCUAACACUCCUAUAAUUAUCAUUUAAAAUACUGAUGUUUUUAUUGUCUCGACAGUAGUCCGUCCUCAGAACAGUGCAGACACACUGUGUGAUUAGCAGGGACUUGAGGCUGUUUUGGUUCUGCCGUUCAGUUCCUGUGUACAGUCGCUCACCAGCAGCCACCAGACAGUGGCUGCGAGCGUGGAGAACAGUCAAAAAUCCACAACCUCCCGGUUUGCUUGUAGGGCCUAUUGAUUUAAAACUACUCCUUGCUCGGUGAAGGCACCUAGUCCUCCUGCACAAACGUAACGCUGGCAAACGGAGGCCUUGCACCUUUAUUUCACAGCCCCUGAGCUGAGCCGCCAGCCGCAUCCUUAGCCAACUGUGUCUGCAGCGGGCUCUGUGUCUCCUCUGUGCUUAACAACGUCCGAGAACCCAUAGCUUCCCACCUGCUGAUCGCUUCUCUGGAAUUUAAUUAUUUUUCAAUAAAUUCUGUAGUUUAUACUGUAUAUGAGACAUUUUAAAGAUAGUUGAAAUGACUGUAAAGGUGGUGUGUCUGCCAUGGAGACCGUGUGUUGUCCACUGGCAGGGAAAAUGAUCACCUCUAACUUGCAGAUAGUACUUUAUUCAUUAUUUUCUUGUCUGUUUUUCUUUGCUAAACAACCACAGACAGUUUCAGUGUCAUAGAUGGCCCCAGAGUUUGCCUCGGCUGCUGGUUCCAUAGCGGAAGAACGCAUCUGCCUUCUCUGCUGUAAAUAAAGGGGAGUCACUAGCGAAGUCAGGCUGAGCGUUCCGCUGACAAUGAACUACGUCCGUCACAUGCUGCAGCCUUUUAAAGAAACGUAUUUGUGCAUACAGCGGUCACUGUAGAGCUGCAACAGCACCUCCGGACCACAGUCACCUUUAGCUUUCCGUUCCGUUUGUUUUUCUUUUUAAUAAUUGUAGCCAAUAAAGUUAUUGUCUGUUCA
This is a messenger RNA of Rattus norvegicus (Norway rat), 10176 nucleotides long. RefSeq names its product dicer 1 ribonuclease III (gene Dicer1). NCBI's taxonomy places the organism in Eukaryota, Metazoa, Chordata, Mammalia, Rodentia, Muridae. Gene Ontology annotation, biological process: post-transcriptional gene silencing; siRNA processing; pre-miRNA processing. Gene Ontology annotation, cellular component: cytoplasm; RISC-loading complex. Gene Ontology annotation, molecular function: DNA binding; RNA endonuclease activity producing 5'-phosphomonoesters, hydrolytic mechanism; hydrolase activity. The record is from RefSeq and is a predicted model, not a curated record.